This is a messenger RNA of Spinacia oleracea (spinach), 1435 nucleotides long. RefSeq lists its product as uncharacterized. Gene Ontology annotation, molecular function: epoxide hydrolase activity. NCBI's taxonomy places the organism in Eukaryota, Viridiplantae, Streptophyta, Magnoliopsida, Caryophyllales, Amaranthaceae. The coding region runs from base 130 to 1305 and encodes 391 amino acids. The transcript has 13 exons. The record is from RefSeq and is a predicted model, not a curated record.
AUAGUACACCUCAUUUCAUCAAUUUAUUUCUUCUUCUUCUUCUUCUUCGUAUUCUCUCACUCACAUUCACAUGAUCAUUUGCAUUCCUAUCCAUCUUUUCAAAGUGUACUUGUUAAUUAUUUUGUUAACAUGUCUCUUCAAUCUGCCAAUGCUACUUCUUUCCUAAAAUCCAAUCAAUUUCAAAUUGCUACUAAAACUGUUGCUAAAUUGCCCAAAUCAAAGAUUAUUGUUACCAAAAGGAGGGAUCCAUUUAAAUUGAAUUGUAGCCAAAAUGAGGAUUACUACUUGGAUGCUCCUGUUUCGGCUGGUGAUGGCUUCUCUUUCAGUGGAGGAAAGUAUUCAGAUGGGUCAAGUCCUGCUGAUGAAUGGUUCAAGCAAGGGAAAAUGGUGAAAGCUUGUGUUGUUCGCGGCUCAGGGGAAAAGGCAAAAGAUCCAAUAUUUGGGUUGACAAUGGGCAGCAGUUCACAAGCUUCUGACGACAUUUUCAGAUGGUUUUGUGUUGAAAGUGGAAGUACCGAUAAUCCUUCAGUCGUGCUCAUUCAUGGUUUUCCAUCACAGGCUUACUCCUAUCGCAAAGUUAUUCCAAUACUUUCCAAGAACUAUCAUGUCAUUGCUUUUGAUUGGUUAGGAUUUGGGUUUUCAGAGAAGCCGCAACCUAAAUAUGGUUUUGACUACACAAUGGAAGAAUAUACCGCAUCCUUGAAAACUUUGAUUGAUGAUCUUGUUCCCAAUAAGGUUUCACUUGUUGUACAGGGAUACUUCUCACCAGUGGUUGCAAAAUAUGCUUUUGAUCAUCAGGAUAAAGUCAAUGAUCUCAUCCUACUUAAUCCACCCAUAACUGCAAAGCACGCCAACUUGCCAUCUUCACUGUCCAUAUUCAGCAACUUUCUGCUGGGGGAGAUCUUUUCUCAGGAUCCUUUAAGAGCAAGUGACAAAGCAUUAACUAGCUCAGGUCCAUACAAAAUGAAGGAAGAUGAUGCCAUGGUAUAUAGAAGUCCCUAUCUCACGUCAGGUUCUUCCGGGUUUGCACUAAAUGCAGUUAGCAGAGCUAUGAAAAAACAGUUAAAGGCUUAUGUUGAGGAGACGAGGAAGAUACUCAUGAAUGAAAACUGGAAAGUCCGAACAACUGUCUGUUGGGGUCAAAGGGAUCGUUGGCUAAACUAUGAAGGUGUUGAAGAAUUCUGCAAAGAGUCAAAACACAAAUUGGUUGAACUCCCAAUGGCAGGGCACCAUGUACAGGAAGACAGUGGUGAAGAGAUAGGAAAUAUCAUUGCUGAACUGCUCAGAAAACCGAGACUUGUAUAGUACUUUCAUUGUAUUAAAUUGUAUUAAAGGUUUAAACACACAAAACUUGCAGAUCAGAAACACUAGUUCUUGCUAGAAAAAUGUAUUGUAACAACCUUGGAACAUCAUAUGAAUGAGUGAUUACUCAAAA